ACGAACCUCAACGCGCAGGCGGCAGACAGGUUAUAAGUAUUGGAGCAGCGUACAACGAGACGCAUUUGCCAUACGCGACAGUUCACGGACGAAUCUGCACGCACACCGUAAGGACAUCAAGGCAAUAAAAACGCAAUCAUUUUGGAGUCACCUACGAAUUCUAUAAAGAGCUACAACAAUGACGACUGAAGCUGUGUCAUUACCUCAUGUCUUGGCUUUUUAUCGCGUUUUGGGACUUCCAGUAGUCGAAAGUGUGAUGUCUAAAUCUGCUGAGACAUAUUUGCGCGUGAAAGAUUCUCAUCAGUUAGUACAUUGGGUGUUAACUACCGCGGAAACAUCUUUAAGUAAUGCUACGAAACAAGCAGUACCUAUUGCUGUACCCAUUGCCAAAAAAUUUGAGAGUCCUAUAAACUUUGUUGAUCACACAUUAUGUCUUGGGCUUGAUAAAAUUGAGGAAAAAGUUCCAAUGGUUAAGGAAAAACCUGAGCAGAUUUUGGAGAACGCGUACUCGUUAGCACGACUGACUGUUCAAUCAGCAUCUAUGCACAUUACAUUAGCUAAUUAUUUAAUACUAGCACAAGCUUCCAACUUGCGGGAUAUGAGCUGGAGCAAGGCAAAUCAAAUUUUAGAAACACAUUAUGGUAGUGUGGCUGUUAAAGGGUUGGAUAACACAGCUGUUCUCAUUGAUAAACUUAUAGAUAAAUAUUUUCCCGCGACAGGAGAUGAAGAGUCAAUAGAUAUAAAAACAGAUGAAGAAGACAAACUCCUCCAUACUAUACAAACUGUCGGUCGUUUAUCUAAUAAAGCUGCAUGUCGACUGUACUCGAAUAUUAUACAUCGUUUGAGGACUAUUAACACAGAUAAUUUCAAAUUUUGCAUCAGCUCUUUGGUACAAUUUCUACAGCUUACACAAUACCUGCAUGCCAUAAAUGAAAAAGUACAGGUUCACACAUCCACUUCAAAAGAUAUUGCAAAAACAGUAUCGAAACAGUAAACUGAUGUUUCAUUACUAUUAAUUCAAAGAAAAGUACUUUUUCCAAUAUCAUUAUUUUCGUAUUUAUUCUCUGUUUGCAUUUUGUUAUUGUUUAUAUUUUUGUAACUUCUUUUCAAUUUCAUUAUAUAUACAUAUACACACGCGUUAUAUUUAAGAUAUUAAACUCAUUUUAUAUUAGUGCCAGUAGGAAAACAACAACACGAAAUUGUAAAUUAUUUGAUCAUCGUUUCGUAUAGCCUUAUUUUAUCAGUAAGGAAUAUACAUUUCUAUUUAUUAUCGUUUAUACAUUCAGCACAUGUAUAUAAUAUAAAACUAUAAAUUCUGUAUAUGCCACGCA
Molecule: messenger RNA, 1331 nt
Organism: Colletes gigas
Lineage: Eukaryota; Metazoa; Arthropoda; Insecta; Hymenoptera; Colletidae
Product: lipid storage droplets surface-binding protein 2-like
Exons: 4
Coding region: 179-994 (271 amino acids)
Biological process (GO): positive regulation of triglyceride storage; lipid storage
Cellular component (GO): lipid droplet; cytosol
Source: RefSeq, a predicted model, not a curated record